This is a messenger RNA of Gossypium arboreum, 2420 nucleotides long. Its product is annotated as cellulose synthase-like protein B4. Bases 118 to 2346 code for a protein of 742 amino acids. The transcript has 9 exons. NCBI's taxonomy places the organism in Eukaryota, Viridiplantae, Streptophyta, Magnoliopsida, Malvales, Malvaceae. The record is from RefSeq and is a predicted model, not a curated record. Gene Ontology annotation, molecular function: cellulose synthase (UDP-forming) activity; mannan synthase activity. Gene Ontology annotation, biological process: plant-type primary cell wall biogenesis; cellulose biosynthetic process. Gene Ontology annotation, cellular component: trans-Golgi network; plasma membrane.
CAAAACAAAUUAAAAAGAAAAGCAUAUCCAAGCUUGGCCGGCCUCACUCAGUUUAUAACAGGAGAAGAAAGGUAGGAAGCGAGCAGAUAACACCCAUAAGUGCUUGUAGGUAUAUGAAUGGCGAAUGAAAUCCCCUUCCCCUUGUAUCACAAAAAUGCUAGUAAAAACACUAUCCAAAGAGCACUCGAUACCACACUCUUCUUCCUUCUCAUUUCCCUCCUCUUCUAUCGUCUCCUGUCUCUUAAAACCCAUGGAUUUGUCUGGCUCCUUGCUUUCUUAUGCGAGUCAUGGUUCACUUUCUAUUGGUUUCUCAUUGUUAACGCCAAAUGGAGUCCUGUGGAUAUCAAAACCUACCCACAGAACCUUGAACCAAGGUUUCCGGAGCUUCCCGCGGUAGACAUGUUCGUUACUACCGCAGAUCCGGUGCGAGAACCGCCUAUUAUGACCGUCAACACCGUUCUCUCUUUACUGGCUGUCGACUAUCCAGCGGACAAGCUAGCUUGCUAUGUAUCCGACGACGGUUGCUCCGCUCUCACCUUUUAUUCUCUGGUGGAAUCUUCCAAGUUUGCUAAGCUUUGGGUUCCGUUUUGUAAGAAGUACAAAGUACAAGUUAGAGCUCCCUUUAGAUACUUCUUGGAGGAUCCUAUAUCCAUAUCCGCUCCGAAUUUCGAAUUCAAAGAGGAGUGGGAAAAGAUUAAGGUCGAGUAUGAACACCUCUGCCUUAAAAUAAAGGAAGCAAGCCGAAAAUCAGCUCCAUGUAAUCUAACUCACGACUUUGCUGUUUUCGCCAACAUUGAAACCGGCAACCAUCCAACCAUAAUAAAGAUAAUAGGCGAGAAUUGUGAGGAAGACGUGCCGCAUUUGAUUUAUAUUUCCAGAGAGAAACGGCCAAAAUAUAGACAUCAUUUCAAAGCUGGGGCUAUGAACGUUCUGAGUAGAGUGUCAGGGUUGAUGACGAAUGCGCCGCUCAUGCUGAACGUAGACUGUGAUAUGUUUGUGAACAAUCCACAAGUGGUUCGUCAAGCAUUGUGUCAGCUUGUUGGGCGUGAGAGCGAAAGGGACAUGGGAUUUAUCCAGUAUCCUCAAUGUUUCUACAAUGCCACUAAGGACGAUCCCUAUGGCAACCAGAUGGUGGUUUUGAUGGAAUAUAUAGGGCGUGGAAUAGCAGGACUCCAAGGACCUCCAUAUGCCGGAACAGGAUGUUUCCAUAGACGAAAAGUCAUCUAUGGUGUAUGGCCUGAUAACGCUGCAUCAAUAAACGAUUAUGAAGCGAUGAAAGAGUUCGGGAAAUCAGAAGAGUUUCUGGAAUCAGCAACUCAUGCACUGAAAGGCGAAAAGGGGAUUCGAAAAAGCAUUUCAGAUUAUCUCGAGGCAUCGUUCCAAGUUGCAGCUUGCGACUAUGAAUUUGGUUCCAGCUGGGGAACAAAGUUUGGAUGGAUAUAUGGAUCCAUGACAGAAGAUGUCUUAACUGGCUUAAAUAUUCAUAAGAAAGGGUGGAAAUCCAACUUCCAUUUCCUAGACCCACCGGCCUUUUUAGGAUGUGCGCCAACCGGUGGCCCAGCAGCGAUGACUCAACAGAAAAGGUGGGCAACUGGCCUGCUUGAAAUCCUUGUUAGCAAAAGCAACCCCAUAGUUUUCACCUUGACCGGAAACCUCCAGUUCAGGUUGUACUUAUUCUACAUCUAUUUGCUUUCUUGGGGGCUUACCUCUGUUCCUGAGCUAUGCUAUGCUGCUCUGCCUGCAUAUUGCAUCAUUGCUAACUCGCAUUUCUUACCCAAGGUCCAGGACCCGGCUAUAUUAAUUCCAGUGGCCAUUUUUGUGACUUACAACAUGCUGACGCUCAGGGAAUACUUGAAAGUAGACCUGUCUUUCCGAGCAUGGUGGAAUAACAUGAGAAUGGCAAGAAUUACAGCGACUUCGGCGUAUCUAUUUGGAGUUCUAACUAUCGUUCUUAAACUCUUAGGUUUGUCUGAUACAGUUUUCGAUGUUACGCAAAAAAAUGACGAAGCUUCCGAAGAUGAAGAUGACGAUGAAAUAAACGGCACCGCAAAGUUUACAUUCGAUGAGUCACCGAUUUUUGUACCGGGCACGACCCUUUUGCUGGUGCACCUCACGGCACUGCUUUCCCUUUGCUUAGGGUUGCGACCAUUAGUUCAUAAAGAUGGGCAAGGAUCAGGGGUAGGGCUCGGUGAGGUUUUGUGUAGCCUAUGGGUGGUGCUAUGCUUUCGACCAUUCAUGAAAGGGUUGUUUAGAAUAGGAAAAUAUGGGCUUCCUUCCUCCACCAUAUUCAAGUCAACUUCUUUGGCGUUAGUUUUAGUUUGUUUGGGUACAGCCUCAUGGGCUUGAGACUUUGGAUUAUUAAAAUCAUAAAGCGUAUGAUGUAAAAGAAAUGAUGGUAUGAAAUCGUGUUUGACUAUAAA